UGGACGUUUGCUCUGGAGCUUGCUGACUGCUGCUGACCUUCUGACCUGUACUCAUCUGGAUUACGCACGCCUUUCAUUAUCAAGGCUGUUCAAUGUGAUUUUGGCGUCCAGACGUCUAUUGCACUUUCGCGGUCUCGUCUUUGCCCUCUCCUAGAUGCAACUGGCUGGAUAUGAGCGUCGCGACGGUCGGAACCUCAGCUCUGACGCAAGAGUCCAGCAGCCGAUACGCUCUGAUAUUAUCACGGAUUUGAACGCUGAGACGGUCAAUAAACGAUGCCAAAGCGAGCGCUGUCAAGUCCAACCGAAAGGUCCUGUGCAUGUUGACAAUGAGAACCGAAGAAAAGUGAAGAGGCACACGGAUAAGAAAUCCCACUCCCGUGAGUUCCGAUGGUUUGUCCGAAUGUGCUGCCGCUUGGCUUCCCUUAUUUGGAUAGGUCGUGCCGUACCGGCCGAACGAAUAAGUCCAAAUAGGUCACCCCAGCCUGGCUCCGCGAGCCCAGCAAAGAUAAAUUCCGCUCCUGCGUUUCGACGGCAAACAAAAUUUUGAUAUAAAGUUUCAUUGCCACCUUCUUAUCAGUGCAUUGACACUUUGAGAUCGCCCAGGAGGAAGAUGGAGAUAAUGACGUGUGAGAGCAGCGGCGACUGAGACUCCCUAAAAUUAUGGAGAAUCCUGAAGUUUGAUUGGUAACGUCUAGGCAGGUGGAUUGACCUAUGAAGAGAGAGGCCCGGAGGUCAUCGACCUCAGUCGGGUAGGGAGAUGCAGGUUAGAGAAUGGAGACCCAGACAAUUGGAAUGUCGCCAGAAAAAUUGGAGGUGUGUUUCAUUGGCGGGUAACGUUCAGGUGCGUGGACAAUUUUACGAGCGUCCGGACCUACCGCACCAGGUGCAACCUCGAGAGGAGGCAAAAGGACGCGGCCGCUCAGCGACCUACGGCACGAAGGGUUGGUCGGAAGGUGAACGCGUGAUAGUAGUAUCUGAUUGUCAGUCCAAAAAUAUAAAAGGCUUAAAGAUCAAGGGAUCGACCUGGAUCGUCCCCAUGCGCCCGUGAUCACUGCAACGAUCGAUCAACAUAAUUUCAUUAAAUCAGGUAGCAUCAACAAGAGCCCAAUCGCAUGGACAAACUGUGGCCAAGACGGCCGAAAAGACGUAGCGUCGCGGCGCUCGGCCGAUCGACGUCUGGUUGGCGCAGGACUCGGUGGGACGGUUCAGGCCGGCGACCUGGCGUCGCCCCACCGUAAGUCCCCGAGGGCCCCACCGUCGUCGUGGCUUUAGUUCCCCUCCUGGUGUCACGUUCCGCGGCCGCGUGGCCCUCGACCAACGAGAUCGGCAACGAAUCGUGUAGAGUAGAGCUACGAGAUCGAGGCGAUCGAGGCGAUCGAGGCGAUCGAGGAGAUCGAGGAGACCGAGGAGACCAGGAACGUUUGAGGCUGGCCCGCCCUCGCACCCAGGUAACCCACCCCUCCGAUGUAUGACCCAUACUCUCCCCACUGCGCGUCCACGCCUCCCCUCUCCGCGGGCCGCUGCAAUCGCGGAUGAGUCACUAUAUAAGACAGCAAGGACAAGAAGGUGUAUGUUAGUACACAUUCAUUCUUCUCGUGGUUCGCACACGAUUUGGUGCUGACCGCUUUACGCACCACUGACCUCAGAUUCUCGACGCUCGAUGCACGACGACGCUCGACGAUAAAUAAUUUUAAAUAUUUUUAUUACAAAGACAUUGUCGCACGUCGAUUAUUUCAUUGGACUCUUAGUCUCGAUACGUUUCCUUCUUUUUUUUUAUUAUUUAAUCUCUCAUCUCUCUCGUCUACACAUCCUUCGAACGUGAACGUCAUUCGCCACUACCAGUGACCGAGAUACAGCGGUGAUUUUUGAAUCGACUAUUGGGAUUGUGGCUGAAGACUUUACCUGUCGCAUCUACGUCCAAGAGAAACCCGAAGAUUGACUCGACAUGCUCGUUGAACGCGCAGCGCAGUGGGCCUGGCAGGCCAUGGGUGACACGAGGACCGACGUCUUCUACACCUUCCUGGUCUUCCUCAUGGCUUUUGCCCUUGUGCGGGGCGCACAGUGGCUGCGAUACAUUCGCUCGUUGCCACCUGGCCCAUGGGGACUUCCGGUCUUGGGCUACCUUCCCUUUCUCAAGAGCGACGUACAUCUGCAGUUUGGGAAACUCGCCAAGAAGUACGGAUCCAUAUUCAGCGCGAGACUCGGGAGCCAGUUCGUAGUCGUUAUCAGCGACUACAAGACAAUUCGCGAUACGUUUCGUCGGGAGGAAUUCACCGGGAGGCCGCACACAGAGUUCAGCAACAUCCUUGGAGGAUACGGUAUCAUUAAUACCGAGGGUGCAUUGUGGAAGCAUCAGCGCCGGUUCAUUCAAGAGAAGCUUCGCAGUUUCGGUUUGACGUAUGUGGGUGCCGGCAAGAAGAUUAUGCAGUCCAAGAUAAUGCGGGAGGUGGACACGUUCUUGCAAGGACUCUCUCUGCGUCGCGGUGCACCCACGGAUAUGUCGGGUUCCUUAGGCAUGUCCAUCAGCAACGUUAUUUGCUCGAUAAUAAUGGGCGUGCGCUUUCACCACGGCGAGACCAGAUUCAAGAGAUUCAUGGACCUGAUCGAAGAGGGUUUCAAACUCUUCGGCAGUAUCGUCGCCGUCAAUUUCAUUCCUGUGAUGCGAUACUUGCCCUUCCACAAGACGAUUUGCAACAAGAUUUCCGCGAAUCACAAAGAGAUGGCCAACUUCUUUCAACAGGCGGUGAACCAGCAUCGCGCUACCUUUGACGCCGGUAACGUCAGAGACCUGGUGGACACGUAUCUUCUAGAGAUCGAGAAAGCGAAGGUUGAAGGUCGCGAGGCUACGCUCUUCGAAGGAAUGAAUCAUGAUCGUCAGAUACAACAAAUUCUUGGGGACCUCUUCUCCGCUGGAAUGGAAACCGUGAAGACGACUCUUGAGUGGGCAGUCAUCCUCAUGCUUCAUCAUCCAGAGGCUGCACGUGCUGUUCAGGAGGAGCUUGAUCAAGUCGUGGGUCGAUCAAGGAUUCCAGGAUUGGAGGAUCAACCCUUCUUACCUGUUACCGAAGCCACUAUUUUGGAAGUGUUACGCCGCUCAAGCAUCGUGCCGAUGGGGACGACGCACGCCACUACUCGCGAUGUCACGUUGAACGGUUUCACGAUCCCAGCUGGAGCACAGGUGGUACCGCUCCUGCACGCCGUUCACAUGGACCCCGAGCUCUGGACAGAGCCCGAGGCGUUCCGACCAAGCAGGUUCCUGAGUUCAGAGGGCCAAGUCACGAAGCCCGAAUACUUCAUGCCCUUUGGCGUCGGAAGACGCAUGUGCUUGGGUGACGUCCUGGCACGCAUGGAGCUCUUCCUCUUCUUCAGCUCCCUUCUUCACACCUUCGACUUGCGGCUACCCGAGGGCGCCUCCUUGCCAAGUCUACGUGGUAACGUCGGGGUCACUGUCACCCCGGAUCCAUUCAAGGUCUGUCUCGUUCAAAGGACUUUAGAGGGUGACCUCGCGGACGUGGAGUGCACCGACGGCAAUGGACCACUUCGCAACGUUGGUAGUCAUUGAGCUUUACCAGCCGCUCUGCGGAUUACGGAAAACGGUAGUUGUUCCUAUCGACGCGAGGUAUCAGGUCGAGAAAGAAGAAGGACGAGACAAAGAAGCAAGAAGGAUGAAGAGAAGGAAGAGCCACGGAGAGGAAAAAGACCGCAUUCCUACCGUACAGAACUUUCAAGUGCCCUUUUCUCUGGAUCGACAGCCAUUUUGGCCAUUGUAACUCUAUUACUGAGAGGAGAGCGAAUUUCAAGAUCUCCACUCUUAAUCGCUCGCUCUCUCUCUCUCUCUCUCUCCCCCCCUGUCAAUAUCCAUCUCUAGAGAGAGGGAGAGAGCGAGCGAGAGUGACAGCUCGCCCAGAGGUUUUAAAAAAGUACCUUCAGCCUACGAGUGGCAUCCACGAUGAACUCGGUGAACAGUUAGCGUACUGAAACACAAAGUCUCAGCUGAAAGAAAGGAUGAAAGAAAGAAAAAAAAAAUGUAAGUACAAAAGGAGCCCUGGA
Cephus cinctus (wheat stem sawfly) is the source of this 4050-nucleotide messenger RNA. It is a transcript of the gene Cyp18a1, whose product is annotated as cytochrome P450 18a1. Gene Ontology annotation, molecular function: heme binding; iron ion binding; oxidoreductase activity, acting on paired donors, with incorporation or reduction of molecular oxygen, reduced flavin or flavoprotein as one donor, and incorporation of one atom of oxygen. NCBI's taxonomy places the organism in Eukaryota, Metazoa, Arthropoda, Insecta, Hymenoptera, Cephidae. Gene Ontology annotation, biological process: xenobiotic metabolic process. The coding region runs from base 1946 to 3562 and encodes 538 amino acids. Gene Ontology annotation, cellular component: cytoplasm; intracellular membrane-bounded organelle. The record is from RefSeq and is a predicted model, not a curated record. The transcript has 7 exons.